AUGCUUUUCAAGAGUGCCCUAGUAGGCACCCUGCUCGCGGCUGGACACGCAGCAGCUUUCAAGGGCCCGGAGCUCAACGCCCGUCUUCAGCCAGCCCAAGAUGUAGAGUCGAUACUUCGUCGCGACGCCGAGAUGAUGGCAACACUCACCCAACGACAAAACGCAAACUCGGCCGACACAGCGCCUCUGGCAUCACUGACACCCGCCACGGGCGACGCCUCAGCUGCCAACUUGGUCAAGUGGGAAGAGCAGACCAAGGCAGCGUGUAUGGCGACACUGGCCAACCUCAAUGGCCAAGCGUCCAACCCAAGUGGCAUUGCCGUGUGCUACAACCUGCCGUUCUUGGACAGCAAGACUGGUGUCUUCCAGGCAGAGCUUCGAAUGUACAACGUAUCAGCUCCCAUCAACCCUUGGCUUGGUGUCACCGCCGCCGACGUCAGCAUGACACUAUCCUAUCUCGGUGCAACUGUACAAAACAUGCAGGGAAACGUCACCAAGCGUGAUCUUAGCGCGCCAAUCGUGGAUGGUCAGCUAGUCGAGAAGACUGUGAAGAGGCAGAACAUCAAUGGCAUGCAGGAACUCAAGGUCCUCAUGUAUGUUGGAAGGAUCAACGACAACCUGAUGGGUUCAGCCAUGACCCAAGAGUCUCUCAAGCCCCUUCUUAUCCCGCAAAUCGACCUCGCCGCAAAGAACCCGGUUACUGGCCAAGACGUUGAAACCACCCUAUCUUCCCAGGAGGCAUCUUUCGUCAACGGUAUCUUCUCCAGGGCAGGCACUGCCCCCACUAACGCAGACCCUGAAGCUGCAGCAUCCGCAUCCGCCGCUGUGGCCUCCACCGACCCCUUUGUCGUCCCCGGAACCUCAUUGGCCUUCUUCCCAAUCGGUCUUGUCGUCACCUCCACAUGGGCCUUUUUCUUCAUCACGGCCGUUGGUUUCGGAACAUUUGGUCGCAUUCAAUACCGUGACCAGUAUAGGAGACGUGUAAGAGCAGAGUCAGCGCGCGGUGUUCGCACCAUCUAA
Molecule: messenger RNA, 1020 nt
Organism: Pyrenophora tritici-repentis Pt-1C-BFP
Lineage: Eukaryota; Fungi; Ascomycota; Dothideomycetes; Pleosporales; Pleosporaceae
Source: RefSeq, a predicted model, not a curated record